AUGAUGGCCGUCAGGUCGCCACUGCCCAUUAUAUCGUAUCACGAUACCUCCAGCCCGUAUGCUGGAUCAGAUUCGAUGACUUUCGAAAGCCCCUCAAUCAGUGUGAGGAAUUCAAUUUCUUCCGCUCCCGAAGAAAGCUCGGUUGAUGAAACAAGUAUUAUGCCUGUCGCCCCCACGUCAGAUGGAACGAAGCUAGAUAAGGGCAGUGAUGAUGAGGGGUCUGUCUCAGCGACACCAGCCCAGGUAUCAGCGCCAUCUAUACAGCCGGGGCUCACGAUCCAAACUACACACUCUUAUAAUAGUGGCUACAAUACAAGAUCAGACGAUGAUGAGCCACCACAAUCCGUCAUACAUGCUCCCCCGGGGUUCAGGGAUUUUACUCGGGUAGAGACACAAGAACAACAGGCAUGCAAUGACGAAUCAUCCACGCCUGACUCGGAGCAUGCCCAACUAGCCAUUGCACCAGCAAAAGGCAGAAAGAUUGGCAACAGUCCCAUAUCCCCACCACCAUUGACGACCACGGUCGCGCCUCCACAGGACUGGUCGGAAAGAGCAACUCCUCGAGCACAGACAAGACAUGAAUUCGAGGGAUCGGAGCGACGUACACGUUCUAGUAGUUUAGAAGGUGAAAAUCCAAUUCUUAUCUCCUGUGAUACGUCAACCUAUACAUCGGCUCACACUUGGAUAGAUAUCCCUGAAGGUACACAACGUCCACAGCCGACGGGCAAACUUCUCGCUCCCUCUACACCCUUGUACCCGGACACUGACAUGAUACCAGGGACUUUUUCCAGCAAAGAUGUCGAGAUCAACGCUCUACGAACAGCCCUGGCUGAAUGUUGGACACUAUGUAAUACGCUGGCUAGUCUUAGUUAUAUCAAUCGAGAACGAAUCUUGGGAACCAUUCAAGAUGGGAUGGAGGAGGAUGCCUGGAGAUCCUGCUGGCGACUUUGCCAGAAGCUAUACGAUACCCGAGAGGACGAUUUUGCCUUGCAAGUCAACCCGACCCUCGACCUUUGUCGAGAAUUCUGCCAGGCUCUAUUUGAGGUCCGAAGCUGCGAUAAUGAUUUGACAGACUCCGUGCUCCGCGUGAGCUUUGAGCUGAAUAACCACCUAUAUAAUACGCAUGAUCGCAACCUACCGGACGCCUUCCGAGAGCGAACAUUGGACUUUUAUAUCACCUUGUGCCACCGCCUCAUGAAGCAACGCACACGCCUGACCGCAACGGACGCACUCCUCAGUGCAUGCUGGACAUUGGCCGAAAUGCUUUUCAGCAUCCGACAGAGUAAACGAGAAGGGAAAAGACUGGACGAGGAGCUAUUGGGAUCGGCCGUGCAGGCCUGUUGGGAGCUUUGUGACAUCUUCCGCGAGGGCUGGACCCUACACAGCAUGCGCAACUCAGACCGCGGCACACCACGACCCAGCCAGACGACCUUUGCCCAAGCGUUCCAGCAGGCAGCGCAGCAGUCUGAACUCGAUUUCGUCGACGACUCGGCGCAGCUUGGGAAUCCAGAGACCCCAACUACUAUCUUCGAGGAUACGGCAACGGUGUCCCCCGAUGAAGCAUCUGUGCCUAACAUCCUCGUUCUCGGGCACGGUCAUGGUCAUGGCAAUGGGCACGGCCAUAGUUCUCACCCCAAGUGGCCCUCCGGUGCGUCUAGCAUCUCGGAGAAUUCUCGGUCUUCUGGGCACACCGCAUCGUCCGCCAAUACUGUGACCACUAUCUCCGAGGACCCAAACUUCACCCGGCUCAAGGUGUUGGUUACUAAAGCGGCCAUCAACAGUGGAUAUCAACGGGGUAAUUCUCAGAACCUGUCAUCCUUUGUGAAGUCUUUUCCCUCGGAUGCAUUUGGUUCGGCCCCUUGGCAGACUUCACUGUUGAAGCACUAUCGAAAGCUGGUCGCGUUUGAUCCCGCCUUUCGCAGCGUUGGUCCCCCGGCCCGCGUGAGCGCAGUUGAGGUUGCUCGGGCCUGUCAAGCAAUGCUUCAGAGCGGACAGUAUUCCUGGCUGCGUGAUCUCUACCGCCUCGUCUUCGGAUUCCACAUGGAAGAAGCGAUGGGUCGGAAGGGAGUCACGAUCCAGACUUGA
Molecule: messenger RNA, 2085 nt
Organism: Penicillium longicatenatum
Lineage: Eukaryota; Fungi; Ascomycota; Eurotiomycetes; Eurotiales; Aspergillaceae
Exons: 5
Coding region: 1-2085 (694 amino acids)
Source: RefSeq, a predicted model, not a curated record